Messenger RNA from Pan troglodytes (chimpanzee), 1341 nucleotides. It is a transcript of the gene TMEM191C, whose product is annotated as transmembrane protein 191C. The transcript has 9 exons. NCBI's taxonomy places the organism in Eukaryota, Metazoa, Chordata, Mammalia, Primates, Hominidae. The record is from RefSeq and is a predicted model, not a curated record. Bases 181 to 1224 code for a protein of 347 amino acids.
CGAUCAGUCUGCAAGUGCCAUCUGCACUGUGGGGGAACCAAUCUUCAACUUGCCUGCAUUUGGUAUUAGUAUUUUAUUAACCUUUCAUUGAUCCAAUUACGGCUCUUUGACACAGUUUUCAUCAGUGAUGGACUAAGUGUGAUCCGGCCUGACCCACCUCCGGCCGGCGUGAGAAGGGGCAUGUGUCGGGCUACGCUCGGGCUUCCCCUGCCGCCCAUUGUGAUCCAGCCCGCUAGGCGCUCCCUGCCGCCCAUUGUGACGCCUGCCAGCCGCAGGCUGGGUCCCCGAGGCGGGCGGCAUUUAGGCUCGGUCUCCACAGCCAUGGCCGCGACGCAGGAGCUGCUGCUGCAGUUGCAGAAGGAUAACCGAGAUGGUCGCCAGCGGAAGCAGGAGCUAGAGAAGCUGAUACGCGGGCUCGAGGCCGAGAGCGAGAGCCUCAACCAGCGCCUGCAGGACCUGAGCGAGCGGGAGCGGAGCCUGCUGCGGAGGCGAAGCCAGGCAGCGCAGCCUCUGCAAAGGGAGGCGCGCGAGGCGGCGCGGGAGCGCGCGGAGCGGGUGCGCAGAAGACUGGAGGAGGCGGAGCGCCACAAGGAGGACUUGGAGCAGCACAGCAGGCAGCUGCAGGAGCAGUGGGAGGAGCUGUCGAGUCAGCUCUUCUACUACGGAGGAGAACCGCAGAGCCAGAAGAGCACGGAGCAGCAACUCGCAGCCCAGUUGGUGACGCUGCAGAAUGAACUGGAGCUGGCGGAGACCAAAUGCGCCUUGCAGGAGGAGAAGCUGCAGCAGGGCGCGCUGCAGACAGCGGAGGCCUGGGCCAUAUUCCAGGAGCAGACCGUAGUCCUGCAGGUGCGGCCCCACUCAGACGCCAAGGUGCCUCCCGCCUCUCCUCCCCCAGACCUGGGGCGGUGUGACGGGCAGCUUCGCGGAGUGCAGUACAGCACCGAGUCGCUCAUGGAGGAGAUGGCCAGGGCGGACCGAGAGACGCGGCUGUUCGGCGGUCCUCGCGCGCUGGCCAUCAGGCGGUGCGUGCUGGGCGCGCUGCAGGUGCUGCUGACGCUGCCGCUCCUCUUCCUGGGGCUGUCGCUGCUCUGGACGGUGCUGUUGGACCCCGGCGCCGUCUCCGCGUGGCUCUGGAGCCUCACCUCGGAGACGACGCUGCGCCGCCUGCGCUACACGCUGUCCCCGCUGCUGGAGCUGCGCGCUAACGGGCUGCUGCCAACCUAAGUGCAGCGCCCCGCGCCUGGCUCCAGGUGGACGCCAGGGCACCUGGCUUUAUUUCUGGUGCACUCCUCUCCUGAGAGUGUAGACCAAGGUCGCCUAAUAAACUCCUCAAGGGAUGAA